Molecule: messenger RNA, 1654 nt
Organism: Gossypium raimondii (Peruvian cotton)
Lineage: Eukaryota; Viridiplantae; Streptophyta; Magnoliopsida; Malvales; Malvaceae
Product: probable galacturonosyltransferase-like 1
Exons: 1
Coding region: 192-1256 (354 amino acids)
Cellular component (GO): Golgi apparatus
Molecular function (GO): glycosyltransferase activity
Source: RefSeq, a predicted model, not a curated record
AGCAAAACAAUCUAGAAUCAAUGUGAACACAACAACUUCCCCUCAAAGAAAAUUCUAAGACUAACCAGCCACCUUAAAAAGUCCCCUUCCGUAACCUCAUCCUUCAGCCUUAGCCACCAAUUUGCAGCUCACCCUUCCCUGUUUUCAAAUCCUCUCCUGAAGUCCUUUACCGUACCCUCCCUUUUUCACUAAUGAGUAAACCACCACGCUUUGAUUUGCUCCUUGUGUUACUCUUCACUGUCAUUGCCUUGGCCUCUGAUAGUGUCACCGCUACACCAAUAACCCAACUAUUCAAAGAAGCCCCACAAUUCUACAACUCUCCAGAUUGUGCUGUGCUGGUUGAUGAAGAUGAAUCAGACGGUGAAGCCUCCAUCUUGUGCUCGGAUCAAGCGGUUCAUGUGGCAAUGACUCUUGACACGGCUUACAUCCGGGGAUCCAUGGCGGCUAUUCUUUCGGUACUUCAACACUCCUCUUGCCCUCAGAACAUCGCCUUCCAUUUCGUAGCCUCUGCCACGGCCAACGCGACGUUUUUACGCGCCACCAUCUCUUCCUCCUUCCCAUACCUCAACUUCCGGGUCUACCCUUUUGAUGACUCCUCUGUCUCGCGCCUCAUUUCGACCUCCAUCCGCUCAGCUCUGGAUUGCCCUUUGAACUACGCUCGAAGCUACUUAGCCAAUCUCCUUCCUCCAUGCGUCCGCCGUGUCGUGUACCUUGACUCGGACCUCGUUCUCGUCGAUGACAUAGCUAAACUCGCCGCAACCCCACUUGGAGACGACUCAGUCUUGGCCGCACCAGAGCAUUGCAAUGCAAACUUCACCACCUAUUUUACCCCGACGUUUUGGUCUAACCCUUCUUUAUCCUUAACUUUCGCGAACCGCAAACCCUGUUACUUCAACACCGGAGUUAUGGUAAUCGACCUUGAUCGAUGGAGAGAGGGAGACUACACCACAAAGAUUGAAGAAUGGAUGGAGCUUCAGAAAAGAAUAAGGAUUUACGAAUUGGGUUCUUUGCCACCAUUUUUGUUAGUUUUCGCCGGAAAUAUAGUGCCGGUUGAUCAUAGAUGGAACCAGCAUGGGCUCGGGGGAGAUAAUUUUAGAGGUUUGUGCAGAGAUUUGCAUCCUGGUCCGGUUAGUCUUUUGCAUUGGAGUGGAAAAGGGAAACCUUGGGCGAGGCUUGAUGCUAACAGACCCUGCCCUUUGGACGCUUUGUGGGCACCAUAUGAUCUCCUGGAAACUCCAUUCGCUUUAGAUGCUUGAUUGAAUUGAAAGAAACGGGAAAUGCUUGUUAAUUUGCAGCUGGACUACAAUUGGUUAGCUGCCAACUUUUCUGGGCAAGUGUUAGUUUGCUGAGAAAGUGACGGAAUCAUCAAGAAAGGGUGGAAGCGUUAUGAUGGAGGAGAAGAAUGGGGGAGAUGAUAAAGUUGUUUGUUGUAGAUUAUAACAGGUAUUAUAUUAUACUGCAUAUAAUCUUUUACACCUUGAACAUGAUGAAAUUUUUUGUAAGAAGAAUAAGGAGAAGAAAAUCCAGAUAAUGAGUUCCUGAGAUCUUCAUUUCGGAUGUAUGGUGAUUACUGCAAUCAAAAUCUGUAUAGUGAAUUUUCAUGAUUAUUAUUAUUUGUUUAAUAAAUAUAAAUAUUGGCUUAAUUUGUACAUAA